This is a messenger RNA of Habropoda laboriosa, 1284 nucleotides long. RefSeq names its product lysine-specific demethylase 8-like. The transcript has 7 exons. The coding region runs from base 1 to 1251 and encodes 416 amino acids. Gene Ontology annotation, molecular function: histone H3K36 demethylase activity. Lineage: Eukaryota; Metazoa; Arthropoda; Insecta; Hymenoptera; Apidae. The record is from RefSeq and is a predicted model, not a curated record. Gene Ontology annotation, cellular component: nucleus.
AUGUGCAAUUAUCCAAUUAUUGAAAGAUUAAUUCCUUGGAAUUUAUUAAAAAAAAAUAUGCAAGAUUAUUUACCUGUUGAAAUGAAAAUGCAUUUAACAACACUUACAAUAAGAUUGAAAAGUAAUUUUUUUUAUGGAAGGGUCCCACCAAUAAUAUGGAUAGAAGAUUCAUUAUUAUUAGUUGAAGCUUGCUUAGAUAAAACAUGGGAAAUAUUAAAUUCAGGUUACUGGCGAUUUGUUUUGAUAGAGUAUCGAUAUUGCUACUCAUUUUGUACUAUUUUAAAGGCAGUACUGUUGGAGUUUCAAUACAACAACAAUACCAAGGAAUGCACAAAGAACAUAACUUCGUUAAAAAGUAUUAUUCAACAGAUAGAUAAAGGUAUUUUGUUAGGAGCACCACUUCCUAAUGUAUCUUAUUUGUUACCAAAAAUUGCUUCAGAACUAAAUAAUUGUACUAUCAAAUCAUUGAAAAUACAGGAUUUAGAAGAAUUGGUUGUUGAUUAUAAAAAUUUGGAUGAUUCUGUAUUGCCUGGAUUUGUUGAAAUUGUUCAGUAUGUUGAACCCUCAAUGGAGUUAUUUUACAAACAAAUAUUUAUGCCAAAAGUACCAGCAAUAUUAAAAGGUUGUAUUGACCAUUGGAAAGCUUUGAAUCACUGGAAAAAUUUAAAUUACUUAAUCAAAGUGGCAGGAAAUCGAACUGUACCUAUUGAAAUUGGGUCACGUUACACUGAUGAAGAUUGGACACAACAGCUUCUCACUUUUUCAGAGUUUUUACAAAAAUAUGUCUUAACAAAAAAUGAUCAAAUUGGUUAUUUAGCUCAGCAUCAGCUUUUUGAUCAGAUUCCUGAACUGAAAGACGAUUUUACAGUUCCAGAAUAUUGCAACUUUACAGACAAUGAUGAUGUGGAACAACCAGAUAUAAACGUUUGGUUUGGACCUAGUGGGACUAUUUCACCUCUGCAUUUUGAUCCCAAAAAUAAUCUUUUAUGUCAAGUGUUUGGAUACAAAAGAGUUAUUUUAUAUAACCCAAAUGAUUCAUUUAAUUUGUACCCAUAUGAUACAAGAUUGCUUAAUAAUACUGCACAAGUUGAUCCAAUGAAUCCGAACUAUGAAAAAUGGCCUAAUUUUAGUAAAGCAAAAGGUUUGAUGGGUUAUUUAAAACCAGGAGAAAUGCUGUAUAUUCCUCCAAAAUGGUGGCAUCAUGUAACUUCUUUGACGCCAAGUUUCUCAGUUAGCUUUUGGUGGAGUUAAGAAAACCAUAAAACUAUAUUUGGAAAUUGAAUG